UACCAGAUGACACUCGUUUGAAAUUAUUGGAUUAUAGUUUAAUAUUUGAAAACUGAAGAGCUAACAAUUCAAAAAGUAACAUGAUAAAUUUCAUCCUCUUAAGUAUAAUUUCUCUGCAGCAAGCGGACACCCAUGAAAAUGAAGUUAAAGAUACACCUUUUCUGCCAACAAAGCCUCAAAUUGAAUACUGUCGAUCAGCCAAUAUGGAAACUUUUACCUGCUGGUGGACCUCUCAGUCAGGCAGCACAACUGAUUCCAUGAACAUUAACUAUACUCUCACCUAUACUGUGGGAUUUGGGCCAGUAAAUGAAUGCCCUGACUAUGUGACAGGUGGAAAUAAUAGCUGCUUCUUUGACAGUAAGCACACUCAAAUAUGGGAGGUCUAUUGUCUAAAUGUCAAAGCCUGGAACACUUUUGGAUCUCAGACUUCUGAUGAAUAUUGCCUAGAUGUGGCUGAUGCAGUUGAACCAGACCCACCUGUGAAUAUCUCAUACAAAAUUACAAAUGACAGCUUUGGAGAAUCAGGGAAAACAGUGGUCAUAACCUGGCAGGCUCCUGAGACAGCUGAUGUAGACAUUGGAUGGCUCACAUUAAUUUAUGAGCUACAGUUUCGACUGUCAUCUGAUCCUGAAGAGUGGAAGGAAAAGGGUAUUCUACGGGAACCAUGCAUGGAAUUAAUAGAUCUUCCAUCAGGAAAUUACAUGGUGAGAGUCCGCUGCAAAUCAAAAAAUUCUGGUCGCUGGAGCAAAUGGAGCAGACCAAUUACAAUGUUCAUACCAUCUGAAAAAUCAAAAGGCACAUUGCUGGCAUUAAAUCUGACAACUGGAAUAAGUAUAACUGCAAUAGUCGUUAUUGGAUUUGGUGGGGCCUUUCAUGGAAAAAGGAUUAAAGCCUUUGUCUUACCUUCAGUUCCUAAACCAAGAAUCAGUGGGAUUGAUCCACUUCUUUUGAAGAGAAACAAUAUGGAAGAAAUAGAUCACUUCUUCAGUUCCUUCCUUGGAUAUAUCCCUCCACAAUAUCUCGAGGAACAGCAGUUUGAUAUCAGCUUGGAAGAAAGCUUCACUUCUAUGGAUUUUGAUAGUGAACCGGAGAUUGCACGUGCAAAAGAUAGUUUGGGAAGUGUUUCAGUUGGAAAGCAGGAAAAAGAAUCCAAACGUAUACCAAAGCUGGAAAAUUCAGAUUAUGUUGAGGAACAGAAGAUGGAAACAAGCUUGAAUAAUAAUAGUGACACUGAGAAGAAUCUCAGUCAGAAUGCUGGAAAUGUGCAAAAUCCAAAGACAUUUUCUGGUUCUGAUGUACAAUACAACAUUUCUUUUUGCCUAUCAAAAGACAGUGGAAAUCAAGAUUUAUAUACCUGUGUUAAUGCAGUGUGCAGCACUGGGACGGUUUCUCUUCUUCCUUGCUUAGCAAGCCAUGAACAGCCAUUGAGUUCCACUAGUAAACCAGAGAGCAAGGAGAAGCAGGAGUCUGAAUUGUACCUGGUGCAAAACCAUGUCCCAUCCAGUCCUACAAGUACUCCCAAUGUGGGAAAACACAGAAUGGCAGCAACAGACAGCUCCAUUGUGGAGGAGGCAUCUGAGAACUUAAAAUACACAACAGUGGAAGCUUUACACUUAUUUCAUGCGAUGGAGUCAGAUGAGGACUGGCCCACUAAGAUGUGCUGUGUGGAGACCAUUCCCGGGGGA
Molecule: messenger RNA, 1685 nt
Organism: Polypterus senegalus (gray bichir)
Lineage: Eukaryota; Metazoa; Chordata; Cladistia; Polypteriformes; Polypteridae
Product: prolactin receptor-like
Exons: 9
Biological process (GO): cytokine-mediated signaling pathway
Cellular component (GO): external side of plasma membrane
Molecular function (GO): protein binding; cytokine receptor activity
Source: RefSeq, a predicted model, not a curated record